This is a messenger RNA of Tigriopus californicus, 2342 nucleotides long. RefSeq lists its product as uncharacterized. Lineage: Eukaryota; Metazoa; Arthropoda; Copepoda; Harpacticoida; Harpacticidae. Bases 964 to 2184 code for a protein of 406 amino acids. The transcript has 4 exons. The record is from RefSeq and is a predicted model, not a curated record.
UUUGAAUAGGAACGUAUUUCGGGAAUAGGGGUGGGGCAAGGAAUAUUAGGGAGGAGAGCGUUUAUAGGAAUAGGGGUGGAUUGGGUAUUUGAAGGAAGAGGGGGGCAGUGGGAGAGAGGAUGGGAGGUAAGAGGAGGGUAAGGGGAGGGAGGAAGCUAGACGGGUUAAGGAAGGGGGGUAGGGCGGGAUUAGGUUUAGGAAUAGGGUCAGCUCUAAAACUACGAAACUCAGCUAUCCUAUUUCUACGUGGACGGAGGUACACCGUACAUUAAAGCACGUCUUAAGUCUCAUGGACUGACAGCACAUGUACAGGUGUAAAAAAGGACAAUCUACCUUCGACCAUCCCUUCUUCCUAUUGUACUUCAUAAGAAAUUCGGAAGUUAGUCGGAUGCAACAAAACUAUCCCGGAUUUGGUCGGAUUGGAAAAAUGUAUUGGGUUCGGAUUACAGAAGUUCACAUCAGAUCGGAUUCGUUGACCCUCCCGGAUACGAUGCACACCUCUAUUUUGGAGCCAGGGUCUGCAAUGGGUAAUCUUUCAGCUCUCGCAUCACCAUACCCAGGGACUGCCAUGCCCUAAACUGGAAAAGGUAGGCGAUGCAUCUCCAGGCAAGCGAGGACAUUGGAAGACACCCGUGUGUAAGGGGGUAUGUGAAAAGAGAGUGGUUAAGACCAAAAAGCGGGAUUUCAUUCCUUCCUUCAUAUCUGUAUUCACGAUGCUUAAAAUCCGUCAGUUAUCAUAAAGGAUAGGUUUGGAACAAAGUUGCAAGCAUACACAUAUUUGCCCUCUAAAUCAUCAUGAGGUUAAUCCAUCCCUUGAUCUGCUUUAUAACAUUUUGUUGUGGUGUUUCUGGUGAAAAGAGCCUAUCUUUUUCCAUUGAAACUGAAUGGAACUGAGUCGAUGUUCGUCAUGCCCCCAUUAACAUUACGUUCUCAUUAUCUUCCGACCAAGAGCUGGUUGUGUCUAUGGAGGCUCCAUAUUUCAAUUCAACCAAUCCAAACACCAAUUUGGUCCAAGAAGACACUUGUCCCCAAAGACCUGGAGAGGCCAUUUAUAAUUUCGAGGUAGUAGAGGUGUUUUUCUUGAAUGAUGAUGAUGAUUACCUGGAGAUGGAGUUGGCCCCAAACGGGCAAUAUUUGAACAUUCUAUUGUCCGGGUCUCGGAACGACCUUUUAACUUACCUGCCUUUCCUGGGGGAUCAAGUGGAGGUUAAUAAUCCUUGUCAUGAACAAACGGAACCAGGAUGUGUUUGGACCGGAAAUGUGACGAUCCCAACUGAGUACCUUCCCGCGAAUAUCACCAAGUUCAACGCAUUCGCCGUGCAUGGCGAGAUGGAAAAUGGCGAACUCAUCACCUACUACGAAUCCUUGUUCCCGGUCGAUGAAGAAAGUUCGGGCGUAACGGAACCUAACUUCCAUUACCUUGACGCUUUCCAGCCAAUUGACCUCGGUGAGAUUGGUCUGGUUAACCUUAAGGAAUCUGAGUUAUGGAUUCAAGCUAAAGCAACCCCCCAAUCAUUCUCAAACAUGUACAAAGUUCAUGAGGCUUAUGGGUGCACGAAAAAGGCACAAUUUGGUGCAAAUUUCUCAACAAAACGGUCAAAUGGAAAAUUAAUAUUUAAUGUGACAGUCUCCGAACUUGGUCACGUUAAUUAUGACAUCCCUACCACUCAACAGCAACCAGGACCCAAUGAUGAGCUAUUUGACUUGCCUCAUGAAUCGGUUUGGGCUAGUUUCACUAAUGAGGACAAUCUAGCAAUUCGCUUCGGGAUCAACCCAUAUGGUGCUUAUCUAGUCAAUUUAUUAGAUGACUCCAACAUCCUAGCCAACGUCACUCUGGUGGAUGAGAACUCACUGACUUGUUCCACGCCGACAAACUCGUUUUGGUCGUGUCAGUUAUCGAUUGAAGAUCAAUAUUUUCCCAAGGACGUGAAAUAUUUCCAAUUGGUUCACCACCAUCAGCCUUUGUUGUCUGACGAAAAUAAGCCUCUGCCAGAUUUUGAGAUCAUUUCAGCCAGCUGUCUCGGCACUCUCGAGGGACAGCCUAUUGGCGGCAACACCCUUCGAGAUCUGGAUUGGGUCGGGUGCUUGACUGAUAACCGGAACUUUUUGGACUCGGAGGUAAACAGCGAACAUUCGGAUAUUUGGCUUAAGUUAAAACCAGAACUGACGACUUCGACUACCUAACCCCUGACCAUCAAACCUAUUUUGCUCGGAUUAAAUUCAGAAGAAUUGUUGCCGGAGGACGUGGCGGUCGGUGCUGUUUGGAUAACUAGCGUGUGCUCAUACUUUCGUUAAGAGAUUCCUUUGAAAUAUUACGAACUUCUCCUUUUCCAAAUUGAUUA